Molecule: messenger RNA, 1295 nt
Organism: Echinops telfairi (small Madagascar hedgehog)
Lineage: Eukaryota; Metazoa; Chordata; Mammalia; Afrosoricida; Tenrecidae
Gene: ZNHIT3
Product: zinc finger HIT-type containing 3
Exons: 5
Coding region: 587-1051 (154 amino acids)
Biological process (GO): snoRNA localization; box C/D snoRNP assembly; maturation of LSU-rRNA from tricistronic rRNA transcript (SSU-rRNA, 5.8S rRNA, LSU-rRNA)
Cellular component (GO): pre-snoRNP complex; nucleus
Molecular function (GO): protein binding
Source: RefSeq, a predicted model, not a curated record
CCUGUGUGCCACAUGGUCUGGCCGAAUUGGGCGUGGUCCAUUGCCUGGACUUCCAUCCCGAGGGAAAGCCCGAUGUCCUCGAGGACUCAGAAAGUACGCGUUUAAAGGUGCCUCAAAGCCCUGGUGACAGUAAAUUGCGUGUUGGGCUGCUAACCCCAAGCUCAGCCGCGUGAAACCACCGCGUUUCUAAUCCGUGAGUUACAGUCUCGGAAACCCAGGGGGGUGUCUAGCCCGUCCCAUGGCGGCUCCGUGGGUUGGGAUCCGCUCGAUGGCACGCGUGUGUUUUGUUCAAGACCGCUGAGUACCACUCAUUCAUUUCAUAUGCGGAUCGGGAUCAGAGCUACACAGCGAUGACGUCACCAAAGGGAACCCUCCAAAGCAACUCUGUAGCUGGCUAAUCGAGUGCAUCGACUUUCUACCUACUCGGCUGAAAUGACGAGCAGGAUUAUUCCAUUGCUUUUGUCUGACGGGCGCGCUGAGCGCUGAUUGGUCCUGACGGAGGAAACCGGAAGAAGGCGUGCACUUAGGACCCACGGCGUGCUGCGAGCCGGCGGCGGGGUGGCACGCAGUCUCGGCGUGUGUUGCCAUGGCGUCACUCCGCUGUAGAACCGUCCUCUGCGUGGUCUGCUUGGAAAAGCCCAAGUAUCGCUGCCCGGCCUGCUGCGGACCCUACUGUUCCGUGACCUGCUUUCGGAAGCACAAAGAACAGUGCAACCCUGAAACUCACCCCACAAGGAAAAAAAGAAAUUCAUCCUUUCCUACAAAAACCACAAAGCCUGUGGAAAACCAAGACAAUGAGUCAUCGGUAGCCGAUUUUCUCAAUAGUGAUGAGGAGGAGGACAGAGUUUCCCUGCAGAAUUUAAAGAAUCUGGGGAACUCCGCGCCACUGAGGAGCUUACUGCUGAACCCGCACCUCCGACAGUUGAUGGUCAGCCUUGACCAGGGAGACGACAAAGCAAAGCUCAUGAGAGCUUAUAUGCAAGAGCCCUUGUUUGUGGAGUUUGCAGACUGCUGUUUAAGGGCUGUGGAACCAGCCCCGCAUGAGGCUUGAGCCGGGUCACUGUGCUGCGGGCCCUUCUCCCAGGAGAGCGGCCGGCCCACCCUGGCGCUUACCUCCCAGACAGAGUGGAAGCACUCAUCGCAGGCGAAUCCUUCAUGGAGAGAAAGCGGUGGUUCCAAAAUGUUUGAUUUAUUUUUGGUUGUUAUGAUCCAUAUCAUGAAUGAUGAUGUUCAUCCUUGGUUUAUGGUAUUCUAAUUAUUUGCAAUUAUAUUAAAUAAAUCGAUAAUUUGUUAAA